AUGAGACUGCUUCUGGCCUCCGCCAUCUUGCUGGCUGCCGUAGCCACAGUCCGGGCCGAAGCCACUGAAGGAAAGAAGCAUGAGAAACGAGGCCUACUGAGUAGCUACGGGGGCAUCUAUGGAGGCGGCUAUGGUGGCGGCUAUGAUGGCGGCUACGGAGGCGGCUAUGGAGGCGGCUAUGGUGGCGGCUAUGGUGGCGGCUAUGGUGGUGGCUACGGAGGCGGCUACGGAGGCGGCUACGGAGGCGGCUAUGGUGGCGGCUACGGCCUGGGCGGUGGUCUUGGAUACGGCUCUGGCAUCGGUUCCGUCAUUGGGUUUGGCUCAGGUGCCGGCCUUGGUAUCGGCUCUGGUAUCGGAGUGGCGGUGUCAGCUCCGGCAGUGAGGACCGUGACUCAAGCAGUAGCGGUUCCAGUGGCCCAGCCCGUACCUGUGACCGUCAACAGGCCCGUGCCCGUACCUGUAGCACAGCCCAUCCCAGUGUCGGUACCCAGGCCCUACCCCGUCAGUGUCCCUCAUCCCGUACCUGUAUCUGUGCCCAGGCCGUACCCUGUGAGUGUGCCCAGGCCAGUAGCUGUGCCUGUGCCUCAGGCCGUGCCUGUGGCAGUCCCUCAGCCCUACCCCGUCAGCGUGCCUCAGCCGGUCCCUGUGCAAGUGCCUCAGCCCGUGGCUGUGCCAGUGCCUCAGCCCGUCACCGUCACUAGGCCAGUGUUCAUCUCCUCCGGCCAAGGAGGCGGCGUCGGCGGCGCCGGGGGCUUUGGCUACGCUUCCGGGAUUGGAGGCGGCAUCGGCGGUGGUUUAGGAGGCGGCUACGGUUCUGGACACAGCUUUGGCUAUGCAUCUGGCUCUGGCUACGGCCUUGGAUCAGGCUUCAGCCAUGGGUAUGGUUAUGGCCAUGGAUUAGGGUACAGCAAGCAUUGA
Bacillus rossius redtenbacheri is the source of this 918-nucleotide messenger RNA. RefSeq lists its product as uncharacterized. The transcript is spliced from 2 exons. The record is from RefSeq and is a predicted model, not a curated record. The coding region runs from base 1 to 918 and encodes 305 amino acids. Lineage: Eukaryota; Metazoa; Arthropoda; Insecta; Phasmatodea; Bacillidae.